This is a messenger RNA of Lichtheimia ornata, 1794 nucleotides long. RefSeq lists its product as uncharacterized. Gene Ontology annotation, cellular component: SBF transcription complex; MBF transcription complex. The coding region runs from base 1 to 1794 and encodes 597 amino acids. The transcript has 4 exons. NCBI's taxonomy places the organism in Eukaryota, Fungi, Mucoromycota, Mucoromycetes, Mucorales, Lichtheimiaceae. The record is from RefSeq and is a predicted model, not a curated record. Gene Ontology annotation, molecular function: transcription regulator activity; DNA binding; protein binding.
AUGCAAUCUGAUCCAUACGAAGGUGUAUACAGAGCAACCUACUCUGGAGUCCCUGUCUAUGAAAUCCUUAUCCAAGGCCAUCCUAUCAUGCGACGACAAAGCGACUCGUAUAUGAACGCAACACAAAUACUCAAGGUCGCCGGCAUUGAAAAGGGAAGACGUACCAAAAUCCUUGAACGCGAGAUCCUCAUUGGCGAACAUGAAAAGAUUCAGGGCGGCUAUGGCAAAUACCAAGGCACAUGGAUCCCAUUUGACACUGGCAAAGAGCUUGCUGAACGAUACGAUGUCUACCAUCUCUUGAAGACACUUUUCGAAUUCCAACCACCGGCUUGUGAGACAGACAUACCUAGCAAAGACGAGGUUUUUAAGGGAAGCGGCAAACAGCAUGCAGCAAGUAGUAGCAAUAGCAACAACCAUAACGGCGCAACAUCAUCCUCAUCACAACAAAAGCAACAACAGCAUUCUCCACCCCCUUCACCAUCAACAUCCAGCAUAGCAGCUUCGCCACAUCCUUCUAAACGACCACGGAUAUCCCACGAGGACGAUCGUAGUGCGUUAAUGGCCUUGUUCUUGGAUGAUGACUCUAGCACAUUUCCGGAUCUUUCUGAUAUUGAUAUUGACCUUGUGAUUGAUGACCAGGGUCACACAGCUUUACAUUGGGCAGCAUCUCUCGCACGUAUCCAUACUCUUGAAGCGUUGAUUGCACGAGGGGCCGAUCCAGCACGUGUCAAUUAUGCGGGCGAGACGGCAUUGAUGCGUAGUGUCAUGAUGAACAAUUGCUAUGAUACGGGAUGUUUUCCUAAAUUGUUGACGAUCCUACACGACACAAUCCAUCUUACAGACUACUAUCGACGCAACAUUUUCCAUCACACCGUUGUGGCAUCUGCUAUUGAUAAACACCAACACGUCGCCUUGUAUUAUAUGAAACACCUUUUCAACACCGUCAAAUCAUCACCUUCGAUCACCACCAUCACUCCUAUCACCAACUUUUCAUCGUCCUCAUCAUCACAAAACAGCAACACCAGCAUUCCAAGUCUCCAAUCUCUCGUUGACAUGCAAGAUAGCAAUGGAGAGACACCAUUCAACAUUGCAAAUCGAAUAGGUGCAAAGGAGCUAGCAGACAUGUUGGCUGAAUUCAAUCACGUUGACCCAAUAUCAUCACCGCAAUCACCAUCACAGUCAUUGCCAAGGAUAGAAACGACCUAUGCGCCUAAUCCUCGAGGAAAGGAGAUUGUAGCGACUGUUCAAAAACUUGUGGAUGCGUUGGAUGAGGACUAUACCACACAAUUACGAGAGAGGGAUGAAGAACUACAAAGGACACAACAAAAGCUAUGGGCAGUGACAUUACAGCUGAAUGAGGCACAACGAAAAUUGGAAGAACAUGAGAAACAACAACGACUUCAUGACAACAACAACAACAGCAAUACCGAUAAUCUAUUACACGACCUUGACAAUGCAAUUCAACCAAACGACAACGACCCUAGAACACGAGAACAGUGGUUAGAGGAGCGUAUCAGGAUAUUACAAAGGCAAAUCAACGCACAAAGCAAAUCACAAGAGGAUCUCACGGUGCAAGUCGAUUCUCUUCAAACACAAACAAGUGAACGAGAACAGCAAUGUAAACGAUUAAUUGCUGCAUGUUGCAAUCUACCACUGGAGCGAAUAGACACUUUGCUAGAACCACUACUUGCAGCUGUGGAAAGUGAUCCGCCGGAUUUAGAAUUUGGUCAAGUUGUUAGCUUCAUGGAGCAGUUGCGUCAAAACAGCAAUAAUAAACCUUCACCACUGGCGUAA